This is a messenger RNA of Penicillium coprophilum, 888 nucleotides long. RefSeq lists its product as uncharacterized. The record is from RefSeq and is a predicted model, not a curated record. NCBI's taxonomy places the organism in Eukaryota, Fungi, Ascomycota, Eurotiomycetes, Eurotiales, Aspergillaceae. The coding region runs from base 1 to 888 and encodes 295 amino acids. The transcript has a single exon.
AUGCCCAAUGUCCACAUUGUCAAUGACAAUGCUUCCUUUGUUUCAAGUGACACCUUCUCUACUCGAGAUUCAGAGCAACCACGAAACUUCCUCCGUCGAACAAGCACAGUUUCCCAGCUCACAAGAAGGGUGUCGAAGAGAAUAUCUCAAACAAUCCUCAGGACCGGAGGUCAAGAACAUCAGCUGAGCGAAAUGAAUCUCAAAAGCCUCAACGACCCAACAAUUAUCGACUCACACAACCUAAGCUCGCCAGCUCACCGAGCUCAUGAUGUUAGGAUAUACGACCAUAUUUAUGAAGAGAUCGAGGAGGAAUGCCCUGCUCUUGACGUAGGAGCAGUGAGAGAGAUGCGUCUUCAACAAUCAUACGCUGCCUUCUGUCAAAACUUUACGCUAUCGGGGAUGACAACAAUGAGUAGGACGUUCGACUUAUCAAUGGGAAUGGAGGCGGCAAAGGAACACAAAUGGGCCUCUCACACAGACCAGACUCUCCAAGGCAAUGACACAUCUGAGCUUUUGAGUUCUGAUACCGAUACCGACCACAUAAGGGCCCGUUCAAGGCCCAGCCCAGACACCGUCGCAUUUCCAAUAUCAUGCCUAUCUACAGAUCUUGACAAGAAACCCAUAUCACACUCGACAACCGUCGAUGGACCCUCUUUGGACUUGCCAGUCAUAGGGCGGGCAAAAGUCGAGACAGAUUACAAGAUAAUACCCACCUCCAAUCACCCUCAGCCGCCACCUCACAUCAUCACCCCAACUGGCUGGAUGGACAUGCAGCGCGAAAAGCGAGAAAGCAAAGCAUCUCGACGGCAUAAAGUCAUAUUUCCAAUACGGUCGUGGUUUAUGACAAGUCAGCCCUCCUGGGGGCGGAGGUAUGAAGUCCUUGAAUAA